AUGGAGCAACUGACUAGGAGCUGGAACAAUCUAUCAUUAUCGGAAAAAGAAUGGAAUGGCUUCAUCCUUCCAGAAGACCAUAGGAGGGGUGAAUUUUUGGUUGCUGCAAAAUUCUUUACUUCACGCUUCCUCCAAACGGAAGAGGUAGCUCGAACCUUCAGGCAAUUGUGGAGGACUACUAAUGGAUUCAGAAUCAGGAACCAAGGCAACAAUAUAGUGCUGUUCAUGUUUGAUAAUCUCUCGGAUGUGGAUAAGAUCCUAAAAAGCCAACCAUGGAAUUUUGAUAAGCAUUUGAUAGUUAUGCAAAGGUAUACAGGAGAUACCCCAGUACAAGAGCUAGAGUUUAAGAAGAUUCCAUUUUGGGUGCAAGUCCAUGACAUUCCUACUAGUUCUCAGAUUAGGAAAGUGGCAAAAAGUUUGUGUGAUACUAUGGGAGAUAUUCAAAAAUCCAAUGGAGUGGUGGAUGAGGAUGGAGGUAGUUUCUUUCGGGUAAGGGUAAUAAUUGAUAUUACCCUUCCUUUGUGCAGGGGCAAGCUCAUUACUCUACCUAGUGGUGAGAAACGAUGGGUCAAGUUCAAAUAUGAGCGACUACCUAGCUUGUGUUAUUGGUGUGGGUGUCUGACUCACGACGAUAGGGAUUGCGACCUAUGGAUCCAAAGUACUGGUACACUAGCUUUGGAUAAGCAACAAUUCACUCCUUCAUUGAGAGCACCACCUUACACUUUGGUAGGGAAGAAUGUUAUUUACGUCCCAGGGUACUAA
Molecule: messenger RNA, 762 nt
Organism: Quercus lobata
Lineage: Eukaryota; Viridiplantae; Streptophyta; Magnoliopsida; Fagales; Fagaceae
Exons: 1
Coding region: 1-762 (253 amino acids)
Source: RefSeq, a predicted model, not a curated record